AUGGUCAAGGAUCUGGUGGUCAAGUGCAGAGGUCUGCCCUACUCCUGUACUGAGGCUCAGUUAAGGAAAUUUUUCGGAGAUUCCGGUAUCAGCAAACUGGAUCUUAUCAUGCGAGAUGGCAAGGCUUCUGGUGAUGCAUUUGUGCACUUUAGCAAUGAAGAUGAUUACAAACGUGCAUUGAAAAAGGAUAGGGAACAUAUGGGCCAUAGAUAUGUUGAAGUGAUGCCGGCUGAUGAUGACGGUCCGAGAUCAAGCGGUAGAGACCGUGACAGGGGAAGGGACCGCGAUCGUGACCGCCGUGAUCGUGGCGGCUAUAGUAGCUACGGACGCGGUAGCUCGCGUGGUAUGGGCGCUUAUGGUGGAAAUGGAGAAGGUGUUGUACGCCUCCGUGGGCUUCCAUAUGGAGCGCGUGAGCGCGAUAUUUACGACUUCUUCGCGCCUUUGCAGAUUGUUCCGGAAGGCAUCCUUCUGCCGGAUGAACGUAUAGCAGCUAAAACUAAUGGCGAGGCCUUUGUUGUUUUCGUAGAUCAAGAGACUGCUGAUCGCGCAUUAAUGCGUCACAUGAAGAACAUGCAGCACAGAUACAUCGAGGUGUUUUCGGCGUCGUACGGCGAGAUGGUGCAGUUCUGUGAUGACCACCGUCUGCGCGUGCCGCGUGGUAACGGGGGAGGCUACGGUGGUAUGGCUCGUGGCGGCUUUGACGACAACUAUGGUGGAUUCGGCGGCGGGUUCUUCGGUCGGUCAGGUGAUCGCGGGGCGGCAGUCGGUCCAUGGGAUGAUGGGCGCAGUGCUGCAUUUGGCGCUGCACCUGUGGCGGCAGAUCCAUAUUCAGGAACUUACAAUAGUUCAUGGACAGCAGCACGCCCGGUUUCUCCCCCUCGUCUUGGCGCUGCUUCGUAUGGAGAUAGCUUCAGCAGGGGAGGUCUUUCUGACCCGUACGGUCGAGCUGUACCUGCAUCGGAUCCUUAUGGACGUCCCGCAGCAGAUGAUUCUUAUUUGCGUGGGUCAAGACGUUCAGAUGACUUAUAUGGACGCAGGUCCGAUCCGUAUGACAGCUUUCCUCGCUCGGCGACCGACACGUGGCGUGAUGACCGCGCAGCGGCUGCUCCGGCGGUCCCCGCUGUUGGAUACAGUGAUUCAUGGCAAGACUAUGGUUACUCUAGCUCUGGGGGAGGACCGAUGCGUGUACGCGAUCAGUGGCGCGAUGAUUCCCGCGGACCGGCUGCUGCACCACGUGGACGCGAACGACCUGGACAGAAGUACAUGCUCAAGAUGAGAGGGGUACCGUUCCGCGCUAUCGAGGCGGACAUUUACGACUUCUUUGAACCAAUCCGUCCAACUUAUGUUGAAAUAAUUCACGAAGCAAGUGGACGUCCGUCGGGUGAAGCUCGUGUUGAGUUCUCGAGCAGGAAGGAUUAUGACGAGGCUUUGUUGAAGGACAAGCAGUUUAUGGGACCGCGCUAUGUGGAACUGUUCCCUGAUUCCGGAAGGCAAUACUGA
Molecule: messenger RNA, 1500 nt
Organism: Cooperia oncophora
Lineage: Eukaryota; Metazoa; Nematoda; Chromadorea; Rhabditida; Trichostrongylidae
Source: the annotation of a GenBank genome assembly